Nasonia vitripennis (jewel wasp) is the source of this 4094-nucleotide messenger RNA. RefSeq lists its product as uncharacterized. Lineage: Eukaryota; Metazoa; Arthropoda; Insecta; Hymenoptera; Pteromalidae. The coding region runs from base 2629 to 3333 and encodes 234 amino acids. The transcript has 2 exons. The record is from RefSeq and is a predicted model, not a curated record.
UAGCACGGUUCCCAAGGUUCUUCGUUCUUGUAGCGGCUGCUAGUGGAACUUGUGGACCCAUCCCAUUUACAUGUAUUUCUCAUGGCGCCACCUUCGUUUGCGUACACAGCGAAUAGAAGUAAUAAGACUAACAAAAAAGUAACUAUAAAAAAAGGGUCUGUUCGGUACUGGACGUUCAAGCGCCCCUCGCGAGCUCGCGUUCGAUCUGAACAUAGCUGCUUGGUACCGGUACUCCCAAUUACGCUCUUACCGCUGUUUCCCUGAAGUAGGUGUGACCCUACCACACAUACACACACACACGCAUACACACACAUACAUACACACACACACAUACACACACACGGAGCGACAGAGAAGUGCUUGUUUCUUCGUAUUUCACGGCUGUGCUCAAGUGCCUUUCUUUGUUUCAUCAUGUUACUGGCUUACUGCAUACUUGCACAAAAAAAAAUUAUUUGAUUAAUAGUCACUCGUUCAAUCAUAUUAGUUAACAUUGGUUUAUAUACUAAAUCAUAUUCAUUUAUUUAUACUGUAUGAGAUACAGUUUUUGUGCAUAAUUGCAAUGUAAAACUUUUUGGUUAAGUUUAUGACUAACUUAAAAAAUGAAACGCGCCACAGGGCAGCGUCAAGCAAAGUCAAAGUAUAAUAAAGCAUGCUUGGGUAAUAUAUCAUUUAAAUGUUUUUUUUUUCAGCUAUCAUGAAUUUGUUCGAAUUUUGUAUUUGAUUUUGACAUUUCAGAUACCCUCUUAGAUAUAUCUGUGACAGAGUCAGAAGAAGUCACUUCUGGUUCUGAAUACAAGCCCUCAGAUGUAUCUAGCAGUCCGCUUUCAGAUGAUCUAAGUUCUCUUAGUGACGAUAUGCCUAUUAAUGAUAAAAGACAGACUGAUCCCACACAUUCUAAUUUUGCAACUAGUACAAAAAGAAAAAGAGACGAAUCUGUAUCUCAAUUUUCAGACGAUGAACCAAAUUUGUCUAUUGAUGAUAAAUCACAUGAAAAAACAAAGAAUAAAAAAUCAUCACCUCAGCCUUCAAUUAACGGCUCCAAUUCUUCUUUUGAUAAUAUAGAUUCUAUUGAGAUGCCAAAGAAAAAAGUGAAAAUUGCUAAAAAAAACAUCUGACAAAUCAAAAAAUGCAGAUGAUGAUGUAAACUUAACUGGUGGCGAUAAUAGCCUAAAUCUAUCAGUAAAUUUGAACUCUGUGGGAGCAGUUGUAAAGAAUAAAAAAAAUGAAGUAUUAAAAAACAGCACGGAAGAUGUUAAAAAGUCAGUAUGUUUUUAUUGUUACCAAGAACGUCAAGAAACAAAAAAUCCCCAUAAAAAAAUGUACUUUUCAAAGAUAGCCGAUCAUUAUGAAAAAGCUCACGAACAAGAGAAGGAUGUUAUAAAAUUAAAUAAAAUUCCCAAGACUAAAGUCAAAAAAGGUCAAAAAAGAAGUACUAAUGAAUUAAAAAGAUUGAGAAUUUUGGAAAAAUUGAGAGUCAACGCUACUUACAUAAAUAAUUUAGAAGUGGAAGAUGUUUCAAACUAUAUAGUGACAAGGAGACCACAAGUAGAUCGUCGCAAUACAGUUGCAAACUACAGCUGUUGCUUCAAGUGUAAAAAAGUAUUAUCAUACUCAUCACUGAACAAGCAUGUACGGAAAUGCACAGGAGUGUCCUUUAAGGACAAGCAUACGGUUAAAGCAAAUUCCAGAGCAACUUUAGAUGAAUACCAUGAAAUAGCUUCCGAAGAUUCAAUCACAAUAAUUUCAAAAAUCAGAGAGAGCGUGACAUUCUUGCUGAAAUUAGAUAUGAUAAGACAGUUUUUUGGUGGCUUAACGCUGAAGCUUCAAAAACAGAAACUUUCAGACAUCACCAUAACAGAAUUCGAGUGAAUUUAAGAAGAAUGGGUCGUCUGUUAAAAGAGAUGACAAUCUUAAACGAAAAUAUAGAUGAAUUCAAAGAUAUUUUUAAUGAGGACUACUAUGAUGAUUUUAUCGAAGAUGUAAGAAUUAUGGGAAAAAUGAAUCCUGAUACAAGAGCAUUGACUGCACCUUCCACGGCUAAUGAUAUGUUUAACCUUAUUAAAAGUGUAGCAUCUAUAUACGAUGUCAUGUUAGGCUUAAAAGAAGAAGAAGGAAGAAAAAAAGUUACAGCGUUUACGAAAAAGGUAGUAAGAUUAUGGCAUAGCAGCAUUGGCAAUACCAUAGCUGAAACACAAGCUAUGAAUAAACGAAACAAAAUAGUAGCACUACCUUCAGAUGAUGAUAUUGACAUAUUAAAAAUCUUUUUACUAGAGGAAAUGAAGAAAGCUUAUAAUCUUUUGAGGACGGAAUAUACAGAUGACAAUUACACAAGACUUCGGAACUGCAUUGUAUCUCAUUUGCAUGUGUCAAAUUGCAGACUGACUGGAGAAAUAGAUAAGUUUAAUAGAUUAUAGAUCAUUACAAAUUGAAGGAAAUAAGUGCAGAAUUGAAGUCCGUGGUAAGCGUACUAAGCCUGUUCCGAUUGUUUUUGAUCAACAAGUACAUAAGUAUUUGGAAUGUCUACGCAACCAUAGAAGCCUAGCUGGAAUCGACAAAAAUAAUCCUUAUAUUUUCUCAAACAUUCAUGACGUAAAUGCUGAUUACACCUUUGUCUCAGCUUGUACUCUGAUGAGCAAGUUUUCUGUUAUUUGUGGAGCAAAAGAGCCUAAUAGGUUAAGAGGUACGUUAUUUAGAAAACAAGUAGCCACAAAAUGCAUGGAAAAAGGUAUAAAUGAACAAGAAGUGGAAAAACUGGCUGGAUAUAUGGGACAUACACCAAGAAUACAUAUUCAAAAUUAUCGGCAGUCAGUUCUUCAACGAGACUUUGCUGUUGCCGAGAUGAUGCAAAAGGCUCAAAGUUCAAAAACCACUCCACCUAGAUUUCAAUUAGAAGAAGAGGAUAGCGAAACUAGUUUGAAAGAACCAGAACAGUUGGGAUCAGUAACUGAAAACCAAGAUGAAAAUGAAAAAGAAAAUGAUGGGAAUACACAAAACAAUAACUACAAUGUUGGUCGCCGCCCAAGGCUAAACUGGAAUAAAGCUCAAGCAGAAGCUGUUUUAGAAGCAUUCCCUGAUGCUCCGAAUUCAAAUGUUAAAGCACCAAGUGCAGACAAAAUUAACGAAUUCCUACGAACCUCCACAAAUGCUGAAAUAAGAAGAAGAACUAAACUCCAGAUAAGGCAGUGGAUCCACAAUGAGAAGAAAAAGAAUCCAGGAAAAUCCGAUAGCGUCCCAAGUAGAAAUGUUGUACCUACUUAUAUAUAUAUUCAAGAUUUGAAAAAUAUAUAUCUUCAGAAAAGGUACCAUCCAAUGAAACAUGUGGAAAAUUUUUAGCUAAGUCACCUUCGAAAAGGAAUAUUACCAUAAGUAAUAUUCAAAAUUGGGUCAGAAUGGCAAUUAAGUGAAAAUCUACAAAAAAGUAGUAAUAAAAGAUCCAAAGUGUUCAAGGGGACAUAUAUACCUUAAAUUGUUUAUAUUUUUUACAUUUUGUCAGAGUUCAUAUCACGAUUUGUUAUAUCUCCACUGCACUCCAAUGAAAUCUCAGGAUCUCCAAAAAUCAGCCAUAGAUUAAAAAACCAUAAUAAAUCUGCUUAUUUGUAAAUUGACAUGCCUUAUUGAUGCUACCAUCCGGAUGAUAUAUCGGAAAAUAGGUAUAUCAAAAUACUUUAGAGGUCAUUUUAUUAAUUUAAAUUUUAUUAAAAUAUUUUACAUGAGAUUUUGCAUAAGUUCUCAGGUGAGAUCCUAAGUGAGACCUCAUGUAAAAUAUUUCUCGAUAAAGUUCAAUAUGAAAAAAUUAGUUCUAAAAUACUUUAAUACACCCAUUUUCCGAUGCAUCAACCGGAUGGUAUCACUUGAAUGGCAUGUCAGUUUUUUUUAAAUCUAAUUUAUCAUAUUUUCACAUAAAUGUAAAAAUAAAAUUCAAUUUUUCAUUGUCUAACAAUUUAAGGUAUGUCUGUCACCUCAAAUAUUUAAAAGUUUAAUUACACUUAAUAGUCGUAGUAUAAAACAUCGUUUUGUUAGUUGAUUUAUAAAGAAAUUAGUUCAGGUCUGAAAACAAUAUUUCUAAAUAUUAUAACCAAAGUGACUAGUUUAUU